This is a messenger RNA of Cannabis sativa, 1148 nucleotides long. RefSeq lists its product as uncharacterized. The record is from RefSeq and is a predicted model, not a curated record. Gene Ontology annotation, cellular component: chloroplast thylakoid membrane. Lineage: Eukaryota; Viridiplantae; Streptophyta; Magnoliopsida; Rosales; Cannabaceae. The transcript has 4 exons. Bases 131 to 1000 code for a protein of 289 amino acids.
AAAAUGAUAUCUUUCUUUCUUUCUGGUAAUGAAUGAAUGGUGAAAAGAGCAGAGUGAAGUGAAGAAGAAGAAGAAAGAGCUUCAUCUCUCUCUCUCUCUCUCUUACUUUCUCUCUCUAAACUCAAAUCAAAUGUUGAACUCACAACACUUCCUCACCACCACCCAUUUCCCCUUCUCUCAUCAUCAUCAUCAUCAUCAUCAUCUCCAUAACCACUUUCUCUCUCCUCCACUAACUCUCAGACCCAUCUCUGCUCCCUUACGAACCCGAACCCGACCCGAACCAUGGCUAGCUCGAGCUUCUGAACCCACAACAACAACAACAACAACAACAAACAAUGUUCCAGAAGAGGAAGAAGAAGGUCCUGUAGAGUUUUUCCAAUCUACAGCUCCGAUUUUCGCCACUUCCGACGAACCCUCUUCUCUCCAAGUCGCCACCAGUGUUCUACUCACCGGUUCCAUUGCUGUCUUCCUCUUCCGCUCGCUCCGCCGCCGAGCCCGCCGCGCUAAAGCACUUAAAUUUAGGUCAGAUGGAGUGAAGAAAUCAGUGAAGGAAGAAGCACUUGAAAGCUUAAAGGCAAUGAGAUCAGCUUCAGUGACUGAAGCUAAGUCACCACCUUCACCUGUUCAAGCUUUGUUGGGAGGCAUAUCAGCUGGUGUUAUUGCUCUUAUUCUUUACAAAUUCACUACAACUAUUGAGGCUGCUCUUAAUAGACAAACACUUUCAGAUAAUUUCUCGGUUCAACAGAUUACUAUAACAAUAAGGACUAUCAUAAAUGGUUUGUGCUACCUUGCAACAUUUGUUUUCGGUAUCAACUCAGUCGGCUUAGUUCUUUAUGCUGGUCAGCUAGCCAUCAACUCCUUCAUGGAAGAAGAAUCCAGAAAUAAUGAAACCGAGAACAAGGGUGAGAAUCGGUCAAGUUCGCUGAGUUCAACAGCCGAGACUCCUACAAACACUGGCGACAGCAACGAAGGGAGUCAAACUUCAGAUGACUCGCAAUAACAGAACAUAAAAUCCAAAAGCUUCCUUCUUUAAUUCCAUGCUGACUCAGUCCUCCAUGUUGUAACUAAUUUACACAAGAUGGUGUAUUAUAUUUGUAUAGCUAAGUUAUUCAUGAGGUUUUUCUUAAGAUUGGUAAAUUUUCUGCCAA